This is a messenger RNA of Pelecanus crispus (Dalmatian pelican), 2085 nucleotides long. NCBI's taxonomy places the organism in Eukaryota, Metazoa, Chordata, Aves, Pelecaniformes, Pelecanidae. The record is from RefSeq and is a predicted model, not a curated record.
AUGGUGUUGGAGUGUCAUCCUCACCUUGCUUGUAAGUGCAGAUGGCUUGAGUGUCCCUGGGGAUGUGCUGUGGGGUGCCCCCAGCACAGGGGAGGGAGCACGGGCACUGACCUGUUCCUAACCCUGUGCCACCCCCUGCAGUGUCACGCCAAGAUGGCAAGCACCCAUGGGGCAGAGCCUGAUGCCAAGGAUGCAGCAGAGACUGAAGAGGCCAUCUAUGAGGAGGUGAUGCCCUGUGACAGGAUGGAGCUGAGCCAGCGGCUGGCCGUGGAGGAGCUCAUCACCACUGAGGCCAGCUACGUCCGCAACAUCCAGCUCUGCGUGUCGGACAUCCGGGCACACCUCCAGAAGAAGCAGCUGCCUGAUCUUGACCUGGAAGGACUCUUCUCUAACACUGAUGACAUCCUCCAUGUCUCCAGACGGUUCCUGAAGGGUCUUGAGGCCACGGCUACCCAGGAGGGCGAGCAGCUGCUCUGCAUCAGUGCCCUGUUCCAGCAAUUCAAGGAGGAGAUGGAGACCGUCUACAAGAUCUACUGUGCCAGCUACGAGCAUGCCCUUCUGCUGGUGGAGAGCUACCGCAAGGACCCCAGGCUGCAGGAGGAGAUCUUGGAGACCCUGAAUGCAACAGUGCCUCACACAGGUGCGUCAGACCUCAGCUUCUUCCUGGUGAUGCCAGUGCAGAGGGUCACCAAAUACCCACUGCUGCUGGGGAAGAUCCUGGAGAACACCCCUGUCAGCGCCAGCGCCUACCCGGCCCUGCAGGCAGCCGUCUGCGCCAUGGCCCAGGUCAACGCCAACAUCAACGAGUACAAACGGCGCAGAGAAGUAGCAACCAAAUACAACAAGGCCGAGCACCUGACGCUGCGGGACCGCUUUGCGCGCCUCAACACGCACUCCAUCGCCAAGAAGACCACGCGACUGAGCCGGCUCUUCAUGCACGAGGCCGGCAUCGUGGCCAAGACAGAGGACAGAGAGUAUGACGACCUGGAGAAGAAGUUCCAGUGCGUGGUGUCCAGCGUAGCUGUACUGAAGGAGAACGUGGCAUCCUACCUGGGCCAUUUAGAGGCAUGCCUGUUGCCAACCCCACACAAGUAUGAGCUGCAGAUCGAUGAGGGACCUGCCCAGCAGUACCGCCGCUUUGCAGAGUACCUCCAUUGCACUGUUUUCCCAGAGUUUAGCGAGAUGGGCAGUGUGACAUACGAUGAGGAGGCAGCCAUGAACACCUACCUUGCCAUCAACGCCCUGCUCGUGGCUGAGCUCCCGCGGUUCAACCAGGCAGCUCUGCAGCUCCUGGGGCAGAUACUGUGCUCCCUCAGUGCCCUGCAACGGGACUUGGCUGCCCAGGUCCUGCACCAGGCAGAAAGGGAGCUAGAGCAGAUGCCCCAUGGCCGCAUGCCUCUGCCCAGUUUCUGGAAGAUGGUGGAAGACACCUUCCAGCAGUCUCGUGCUCAGCUCUGUACCUUCUGCCAGACAUUUGAGAUGGUCACGCCAAGCCCUGUGACACAGCCUCUGAACCCUGCUGAGGAACGGAAGGUCCUUUCCCUUGUGAGCAAGCACGGCCCAGACAAACUUUACCAAGUGACAAGCAACAUCACUGGCAGCAAAGACUUGGACCUGACCUUGCAAAGGGGACAGAUUGUAGCUCUGCUGCAAAGUGUGGACACUAAGGGGAACACAAGCAGAUGGCUGGUGGAUGCUGGAGGUCCCCGAGGGUUUGUGCCUGCUGGAAAACUCCAGCCCUAUUGCCCGGUACAAAGCCAGCAGCUCGGGAUGCAGAUGCCAGCCCUGGAGAGCAGCACAGAGAGAAGGCGACAUUCGUAUGCAUCUCCUGAAGCUCCCAGGCCCCAGGUGGCCACCUUCACCCCAGCUUACCAGGUGGUCGCUGGCUUCUCCUUCACAGCCAGGAGUCCGCAGGAGGUGAGCCUCCAGGCAGGGCAGCCCGUGGUGGUGCUGGAGCCGCACGACAAGAAGGGGAGCAAGGAGUGGAGCCUGGUGGAUGUGAAUGGCCAGAGGGGCUACGUGCCCUCCAGCUACCUGGUGACCGUCCCCGUGCAUGAGCCCACAGGCUGGAGCUUGCCUGUGUGA